Messenger RNA from Nicotiana attenuata, 2067 nucleotides. RefSeq names its product serine/threonine-protein kinase AtPK2/AtPK19-like. Gene Ontology annotation, biological process: protein phosphorylation. Gene Ontology annotation, molecular function: ATP binding; protein serine/threonine kinase activity. Lineage: Eukaryota; Viridiplantae; Streptophyta; Magnoliopsida; Solanales; Solanaceae. The transcript is spliced from 7 exons. The record is from RefSeq and is a predicted model, not a curated record. The coding region runs from base 379 to 1806 and encodes 475 amino acids.
CAUAUUUACACGGCGACGCGAAUUUUUUUGCAUUUUAGACGGGUCCCGUCAUAAACAACGAAUUUUCUCCUGAAAACAAAAAAAAUCUCCAUCUUCGUUCUCCCAAGAUUUGACUUCAGAAUCUUCAUGAAUACUAGAACUACUGUGGUAUCUGCAGUUUCCUGUAAAUCGGGAAACAAGAACGGAUUUUUCUGCUGGAUUUUGUUGUGCUUGCUUUCUAAGUUCUUUAAAACUGCUACGCUGAACGUGGACUUCACUUCAAUUGCGGCUAUUUAUAGGAUUUUGUUGGUAGUUCACUCCUUUGAAGCAUUUGGAAAGGCUUGCCUGCUAUAGUAUUAAUAUUUGGCCAUCUACAUCCCUCAAAGAGUAACCGGAAACAUGGUCUCUUCUCAGCUCUUUGCUCCGACAAAAACUAACUUGCAGAAGUCCUUGCACCGGCAGUUGCUUUUACCACUGAGUGCCCCCAAUGUUGUUCCAUCAGAGCAGUUUGAACUGGAUUUCUCUGAUGUCUUUGGUCCUCCUUCUCUGGCCUCAAAUGAAGCUAGUAAUGGAGUAUGUGAAAGCAUGGUCUUUCCAGCAGAUACAAGUGAAUUUGUCUAUGAUGAUCCAGAGAUUGUACACAGUAGGUCACAUUCCUUGGUUGGUCCUUCUUCAUACAAAAAUCAAGCACUCAAACUUGGGAGGCUGACCAUUCAUGAAACAGAAGAUUCACUGGAACUGGUAGAGAAUGUUAUAUCACAGACAAUUAAGGAAGACCAGGAACUGUCUGUCACUGAUUUAGCAAAAGCUGGAACCAUCUGCCUUGAAGAUUUUGAAGUCAUGAAAGUUGUUGGGCAGGGUGCAUUCGGGAAAGUAUUUCAGGUGAAAAAGAAGGGCACAUCAGAAAUUUAUGCAAUGAAGGUGAUGAGAAAGGAUAAGAUUAUGGAGAAGAACCAUGCUGAAUAUAUGAAAGCAGAAAGAGAUAUCUUGACAAAGAUAGAUCACCCAUUUGUAGUCCAGCUUAGGUACUCAUUCCAGACAAAGUAUAGGCUUUACCUUGUGCUAGACUUCAUUAAUGGUGGCCACCUCUUCUUUCAGCUCUAUAAACAAGGCCUUUUCAGAGAGGAUCUGGCACGAAUUUAUGCAGCAGAAAUUGUAUCAGCAGUGUCUCACCUUCAUGCAAAUGGGAUAAUGCACAGGGAUCUCAAACCGGAAAACAUACUAGUGGAUGUCGAUGGCCAUGCCAUGUUGACUGAUUUUGGACUUGCCAAGCAAUUCAAGGAGGAUACAAGAUCAAACUCCAUGUGUGGAACAGUAGAAUACAUGUCACCCGAGAUUAUUCUCGGGAAGGGCCAUGAUAAGGCUGCAGACUGGUGGAGUGUAGGAAUUUUGUUGUUUGAGAUGCUCACCGGGAAGCCUCCUUUCACUGGUGGAAAUAGGCAAAAGAUUCAGCAGAAGAUAGUUAAAGACAAACUCAAGCUGCCAGCGUUUUUGUCCAGCGAAGCACAUGCUCUGCUUAAAGGGCUGCUGCAAAAAGACCCAAGUAAACGGCUUGGCAGUGCGCUUAAGGGAAGUGACGAUAUCAAGGGCCAUAAAUGGUUCAGACCAAUCAACUGGAAGAAGUUGGAGGCAAGGGAGAUACAGCCAAGUUUCCGUCCUGAAAUUGCUGGAAUACACUGCAUUGCCAAUUUCGAUAAGUGCUGGACAGAGAUGUCACUGGUAGAUUCUCCAGUUUCCAGUCCAAAGGAUAACGGGGACCCUUUUCAGGGUUAUACUUACGUGAGACCUGCUGCAUCCUUUCUCCAGAGGAGCAGUCCUUUUUGCUAGGAUGGAUUUAUAGGAUGACACUUUAUGUUGUUUCAUUUUCUUCUAUAGGAUGCAGUAGUCAGUUAAGGUCAUUAUCAGGAAAAUGAAACCUAUCCUUCUAUUAUUUAAGUUGUUUGAUUUGUUGUUUCUUCUUUCUGGUACUGAUUCAGAGGCUUCUUAUCUUAGACCUUGCAUCAGGUGUAUACUACGACGACUGGUUAGGUCGUCUGUUUGUUGAAAUGAGAUUCAUGGCUGAUUGUUGCAUUUUGAAAUUUCAAAGGA